AUGCCGUCCUCCUUCCUCCCGCUCCGCGAGCGCCACUCGCAUUUCCCUCCACUCCCCAAACCCACUUCGUCUUCUCCGCUCCGGCGACUCGCCCCACCCACCUCGUCGCCAAACCCUAACACCCCGCGCGCCAUGGACGCCGUCUCCGCGCGACUCCACCUCCUCCUCCUCCUCGGCCUCGUCCUCGCGCCCUCCCUCGCCGCCGCCCAGUCCCGCGCUUUCGGAGGGGCACCGCCGGUGUACGCACGGUACCUGCUCGACGCGGCGGCGAUGCCAGCGGUGGAGCAGUACGACUACAUCGUGGUGGGCGGUGGCACGGCUGGGUGCCCGCUCGCGGCUACGCUGGCGGGGCCCGGCGGCGGGCGUGUGCUCCUGCUCGAGCGCGGCGGCGCGCCCAGCGAGUUCCCGGCGCUCGCGACGGCCGGAGGGUUCGUGAGGACGCUCGCCAUGGCGGACCCCUCGCCGGAGUCCGACGCACCAGCGCAGGGAUUCACGUCCGAGGACGGCGUCCCCAACGUGCGCGCGCGCGUGCUCGGCGGCGGCACGGCCAUCAACGCGGGGUUCUACUCGCGCGCGCACCCGGGCUGGUUUAGCGGCCACGGGGAGGGUGCUCAAGUGACUAACUGGGAUAUGCGGCUGGUGAACGCAUCAUAUGAGUGGAUAGAGAGACAAAUGACGUUCCAGCCGGGGGUACACGGGUGGCAGGCAGCGGUGAGGGCCGCGCUGCUGGAAGCUAAUGUCACGCCGUGGAACGGCUUCACCGUUGACCAUGUUGCUGGGACCAAGGUUGGUGCCACUACCUUUGAUGCAUCAGGCCGCCGCCACAGCGCUGCGGACCUCCUUGCCUUUGCUCGUCCUGGCCGUCUCCGUGUUGCUAUCCGUGCUACAGUUACCCGCAUCAUCACCAACCCGAUUGACCCUGCCGCUCGCCCUGGAAGAUCUCCACAGCCAGUAGCAGCAGCAAUUGGUGUUGUAUACCAGGAUCGACUUCUUGAGCAACACCAUGCCCUGCUGCGCCCUGGUGGGGAGGUUAUACUUUCAGCAGGUGCUCUAGGGAGUCCUCAGUUACUGCUUCUCAGUGGCAUUGGCCCUGCAAGUGAUCUUUCCUACUUAAACAUCCCUGUUUCUGCUGACGUCCCUGAUGUCGGCAAGCAUAUAUUUGACAACCCUCGCAAUGGCAUCUCCAUCAUCCCAUCAGUUCCCAUUGAUCACUCCCUUAUUCAGGUAGUCGGCAUCCCUUCAGCUAGCGGAACUGCCUCCUACCUUGAGGCAGCAUCAUACAUUGUCCCAGUUGCUCCCACAUUGAGCUCUUCUAGUCCUUUCAUUGGCUCGUCUACACCACUCUAUGUUACUGUGGCAACUAUCAUGGAAAAGGUUCCUGGCCCAUUAUCCGAGGGUUCACUAUGGCUUGCAUCAACUAAUCCAUUGGAGAGCCCCGCUUUGCGCUUCAACUACUUAAGCCGUCCUGAGGACUUGGCACGAUGUGUCCUGGGUGUGCGCCGUGUGGCGGAAGUGCUUGAGAGCAGAGCAAUGGACGGGUUUCGUUCAGCAGUUGGAUCAGUGAAUAGGAGAGGGCCUGUUAGGAGGGACUUCAGGAUUGUUGGGACAGCGCUGCCACCUGACUGGAGAACAAACGAUAGGGCUCUAGCAAAUUUCUGCCAGCAGACUGUGGCAACGUUGUGGCAUUAUCAUGGAGGGUGUGUAGUUGGUAAGGUGGUUGAUAGGGAUUUCCGGGUAAUUGGUGUGCGUGCACUUCGUGUGGUGGAUGCAUCAACAUUCAGCGAGACACCUGGGACAAAUCCUCAAGCUACAAUCUUGAUGAUGGGCAGGUAUGUGGGGCUGAAGAUGAUUGAUGAGAGACACAGCAGAAGGCCAGUGAGAUCAUAACCCUCGUCCAACGCUUGAGAGAUUGUUCCAGCCGCCAGCAUUUCAAUUAACUUGUACGGAGUGCACCCAUAUUUCUCCCCUGGUCUAUCAUACUUCUCUUACUUUUUGCUACUGAUUGCUGUAUAGAGUACUAGCAUGGGGACCUUUUUCGGUGUGUGUAUAGUGAUGGGACGAGGGAAGCAGGAUUUGCCUGGAUAUUGCAUUUUUGCCCAGUGAAUAGUU
Molecule: messenger RNA, 2109 nt
Organism: Phragmites australis (common reed)
Lineage: Eukaryota; Viridiplantae; Streptophyta; Magnoliopsida; Poales; Poaceae
Product: (R)-mandelonitrile lyase-like
Exons: 5
Coding region: 1-1887 (628 amino acids)
Molecular function (GO): oxidoreductase activity, acting on CH-OH group of donors; flavin adenine dinucleotide binding
Source: RefSeq, a predicted model, not a curated record